GGGCGCCAGCGGCCGGAGGACGCCCGGGCUGCGGGAGGCGGCUCCGCAGCGCCCAGGCACACCGCGGGGCGCUCCCGUCGGGGGUUCGGUUUUUUUUGCAUCAUCUCCGAGCCCGUUGACGAAAAACAACAGCAUCGAUAAAUAAUAACAAUAAAAAAAAAAGGCAACCCAAGGAGCCCCCCACAAAACAUGUUGUGCGGAAGGACUUGCACUGCCUGGCUGCGCUGGUAGCGUUAGCGCUCAGGAAGAGCCUCGGGAGCUGCAGGAUCUCGCUCGUCUGAUGCUGCUGCUCAAGGUUUUGCUGCAGGGAGGCAAAACUGCCGCCUCCUCCACCCGCUGACCUCUCCACAUCUGCAUUUUGCUGCUGCUGCGCUUCGUCUCACCCCCUCUCUCCAUGGACUGACUGAAACAUGACGUCGCCAGCAAAAUUCAAAAAGGAUAAGGAGAUCAUAGCUGAAUAUGACACUCAAGUGAAAGAGAUCCGUGCCCAAUUGGUAGAGCAGCUGAAAUGCCUUGACCAACAGUGUGAGCUUCGGGUCCAGUUACUGCAGGACUUGCAGGAUUUCUUCCGCAAGAAGGCAGAGAUUGAGAUGGAUUACUCAAGGAAUUUGGAGAAGUUGGCUGAGAGAUUCCUGGCUAAAACUAGGAGCACCAAAGACCAGCAAUUCAAGAAGGAUCAGAACGUGCUCUCACCUGUCAAUUGCUGGAACCUCCUGCUAAACCAGGUGAAGCGGGAGAGCAGGGAUCACACCACCCUCAGUGACAUCUAUCUCAACAACAUCAUCCCCCGCUUUGUCCAGGUCAGCGAAGACUCGGGGCGCCUGUUCAAGAAGAGCAAGGAAGUGGGAUUGCAGCUCCAGGAAGACUUGAUGAAGGUCUUGAAUGAACUCUACACGGUCAUGAAAACCUACCACAUGUACAACGCUGACAGCAUUAGUGCCCAGAGCAAACUGAAAGAGGCAGAGAAGCAGGAAGAAAAGCAGAUUGGGAAGUCAGUGAAGCAAGAGGACAAGCAGACACCACGCUCCCCUGACUCAACUUCCAACGUCAAGUUUGAAGAAAAACACGUUCGACGAAGCUCUGUCAAAAAAAUAGAGAAAAUGAAGGAGAAGAGGCAAGCAAAGUACACAGAGAACAGGCUGAAGGCAAUUAAGGCAAGAAAUGAGUAUCUGCUCGCUCUGGAAGCCACCAAUGCAUCUGUAUUCAAGUAUUACAUUCAUGACCUGUCUGAUCUCAUUGAUCAGUGUUGUGACCUGGGAUACCACGCUAGCCUCAACAGAGCUCUCAGGACAUUCUUGUCUGCUGAGCUCAACCUGGAGCAGUCGAAGCACGAGGGGCUGGACGCCAUCGAGAACGCCGUGGAGAACCUGGACGCCAACAGCGACAAGCAGCGCCUGAUGGAGAUGUACAACAAUGUCUUCUGUCCUCCCAUGAAGUUUGAGUUUCAGCCCCAUAUGGGCGACAUGGAGUCACAGCUAUGUGCCCAGCAGCCAGUCCAGAGUGAGUUAGUGCAGAGGUGCCAGCAACUGCAGUCCAGGUUAUCUACACUGAAGAUUGAAAAUGAAGAGGUUAAGAAGACUAUGGAAGCUACACUCCAGACAAUCCAGGAUAUAGUCACAAUAGAGGACUUUGAUGUCUCUGACUGCUUUCAGUACAGCAACUCCAUGGAGUCUGUGAAAUCCACUGUCUCAGAAACGUUCAUGAGCAAACCCAGCAUUGCCAAGAGACGGGCCAACCAGCAGGAGACAGAGCAGUUCUAUUUCACAAAAAUGAAGGAGUAUCUGGAAGGCAGGAACUUGAUAACAAAGCUCCAAGCCAAACACGACCUUCUGCAGAAGACCCUGGGAGAAAGUCAAAGGACUGACUGCUCCCUUGCCAGUGGCAGGCGCAGCUCCACCGUGCGGAAGCAGGAUUCCUCCCAAGCCAUUCCCCUGGUCGUGGAGAGCUGCAUACGAUUCAUCAGCAGACAUGGUUUGCAGCAUGAAGGAAUAUUCAGAGUGUCUGGGUCACAAGUUGAAGUCAAUGACAUAAAAAAUGCAUUUGAAAGAGGGGAAGACCCAUUGGCUGGAGACCAGAAUGACCAUGACAUGGAUUCAAUAGCAGGAGUUCUGAAGCUCUAUUUUCGGGGGUUGGAGCACCCUCUCUUCCCCAAGGAUAUCUUCCAUGAUCUAAUUGCCUGUGUCACAAUGGAUAAUUUACAAGAGAGAGCUCUCCACAUCCGGAAGGUGCUUCUGAACCUGCCCAAGACCACUCUGAUUGUCAUGAGAUACCUCUUUGCAUUCCUCAAUCAUUUAUCUCAGUUCAGUGAAGAGAACAUGAUGGAUCCCUACAACUUGGCCAUCUGCUUUGGGCCAACACUGAUGUCUGUGCCUGAAGGUCAUGAUCAGGUCUCUUGCCAAGCUCAUGUCAACGAAUUGAUUAAAACCAUCAUCAUCCAACAUGAGAACAUCUUCCCAGGACCAAGGGAGCUGGAGGGUCCAGUCUAUAGCAGAGGUGGAAGCACUGAGGAUUACUGUGAAAGUCCUCACGGAGAGAGAGCCUCAACAGAAGACUCUGUGCAGGAUGUUACAGCUGAACACCACACCAGUGAUGAUGAGUGUGAGCCCAUAGAAGCAAUAGCCAAGUUUGACUACAUUGGCAGGACUGCUCGAGAGCUGUCCUUUAAGAAAGGAGCUUCUCUCCUGCUCUACCAGAGGGCCUCAGAUGACUGGUGGGAGGGACGUCACAACGGCAUCGACGGCCUCAUUCCUCAUCAGUAUAUCGUCGUCCAAGACACUGAGGAUGGUGCCUCUGAGAGAUCCAGUCCAAAGUCUGAAAUAGAAAUAAAUUCUGAGCCACCGGAAGAAAAAGUGACUGCUAGAGCUGGUGCCAGUUGCCCAAGUGGGGGUCACGUCGCAGAUAUUUACCUUGCAAACAUCAACAAGCAAAGAAAGAAACCAGAGUCAGGCAGCAUCAGAAGAGCCUUCCGACAAAGUGAGAGCCAUGGACUAGGUAGCUCAAUGGCAGAACCAGCCUCCCCAGGAGCCAUAGCCGGUUCCAGACCCUCAUCUCAGCCCAUUAUGAGCCAAAGUCUUCCCAAGGAGGUUCCAGAUAAAUGCUCCAUCAGUGGCCACGGCAGCCUCAAUUCCAUCAGCCGACACUCAUCCCUGAAGAGCAGGAUGGACAGCCCGCAGAUCCGCAAGGCUGUGACAGCAGGGAGGUCCAAGAGCUUCAACAACCACCGGCCCAUGGACCCUGAAGUUAUCGCGCAGGAUAUUGAAGCUACUAUGAACUCUGCUCUGAACGAGCUGCGGGAGCUGGAAAGGCAAAGCAGCGUAAAGCACACGCCAGACGUUGUCCUCGACACCCUGGAGCCUUUGAAAACCUCUCCAGUGGUGGCCCCCACCUCGGAACCUUCCAGCCCUCUGCACACUCAGAUCCUCAAGGACACUGAGCCAGCUUUCCAGCGCAGUGCCAGCACGGCCGGGGACAUCCCGUGCACCUUCAGGCCAGUCAAGUCGGUCAAAAUGGCCACCCAGGUGAAGCCGCCGGCCACGCGGCCCAAGCCUGCAGUGUUCCCCAAAACAAAUGCCACGAGCCCUGGCGUUGCCUCCUCUGCAUCUCAGCAGCCUACUGAUAAGUCCUGUACUGUCUGAUAAACUCGAUGCUGCUCUGUGGAUAUAACUGUCUGGGUUCAGAUGAAGAGACUCUACUAAAGACCUUAAAAUUCCUAUUUAACAAAACCGUUUUUGAACUCCUGCUGGAGGUUAGUUGUGAACUGCUGCUUACUGCUGGGAGCACUUCCUGGGAGUAAACCAAGUGGUAACAACCUCGUCCCAUGGACCACCAUCAGUGAUGUUUGUAAGGCAAAACAGUUCAUGCCACGCUUGGGAAAUCCAGUCUCAGGUCACUGUGAAGCUGAGGAGGAAAACGCUCACAAGAUGAGCUGGAGCUUGGUUUCUAGUUGAUGCCUUGUUCGGGUGUUUGGCCACUGAGAGAAAUACCUAGUGGCACCAUGUUUUUGAAUCCUGGUGUAGUGACUUAUAUAUUCUGUGUUUCAUUUAUUGCAGGGAAACAAUAGGAUAGAUUUUAGUCUAUUGCAUGUUUUGGUGCCACUGGUUACGUGGAGCUUGGACAUGCCUGUUUCUUGUGCAUUAUUAUGAUUAUUACGUCGCCUGCUGGUGCCAUGGUGGUUAAGGGUCUGUCUCGACUUCCAUCACAUCCUCUGGUUUUGUUUGUUUGUUCCCCCAUUCCUCUCCCCCCAGGGCCAAAGCUUUUGGCCAUCCUGCCUCAUCCUUUAGUCGACACUUGUCAUGAAAACUAGUUUACUCUGGAACACUCUUAGAUUUUGUGGAGUUAUACGUAAUAUGUGUCUGUGCAAAUAUAAACAAACAUGUUCUUGAGGUUUAGGAGCACAAGAAAGAGCCCAGUUGUUGCUUAUGGACAAUCUAGCUGUUUCCCCCCCUUUGCUCACCCGUAUUUAAAACCAGCUUUGUUGUUUUUCAGUGUAAUUUUCAGCCUGUGGGCUACGAUGUGGUGUGUGGUCUCAGGAGACUGAAUGUAAAAACAAGUUAACUUUUGAAAACAAAGCGUACUCUGCUGGGAGUUCAUUCACUAACGCACACGUUCUUCUUUUCAUCAUCCAUCAAGAUGGAUCCUUACCAAGAUCCCAGUUACAAGCACUGUAAAAACUUCAAUCAGAAGUUCUCAAGCUUUGUAUCUUCUCCUCCUUUCUGGUUGCAAGUGCUUCAGUCGGUGGCUGUGACUGCUGUGAACUGCUCUAGGGGUCUCAGCUCUUGUAGAGCAAACGCUGCUGGGGACAGUGACAUGACAGCAUGUGGCUUCUGGAGUGGCUUCCCAACGUGUUCCUUGGUAGGCUGGCAUGCCUUGCAGACAUGUGAAUGAAUUUUUCAUCUUUGUAUUUCUCUGGUAGGCAGCAAAUGCUUCAGCCAUUCCCAGGCUGCAUGAACUCUGAGCUCUGCUGGGAAUUGUCCACGAUGCUCACCUUGAUUUAAUUUUUUUUUUAAAAAGCAUGUGACAGUUACAACAGUGAAGAAAAUCUUGCAGCCCUUCCAGAGAGGAGACCCUGGCUGGCCCUCAGUUCACCUUGUUCCCAAACUUUCCUGGGAUUUAAAAAAAAAAAAAAAGCUGCACAUCUUAUGUUUUCAUCAGAUAAAUUCAGACAAAGACAAGAUAAGAAAAGUCAUUUUUCUUCUCCCAUUUAACUGAGUUUCUUUUAAAUGUGUGAUUUCUCACACUUAGCUUCCAUGUGACUGCAAUUUCGUUUUAAUUGGCACUUAGUAAUUUAAAAAGAAGAAAUGAAACUUACAUUUCUAAGAACAGUUUCUUCAAUGUGCUUUUCAGAUGCAUUUAGGACAUAACUGAGAGAAAUGAAGAGGGUUUUACUGUGUCCCUCUCCCUCCCCACAUACACCCCAUCUCACACAUAUAAGUGAUGGGAUUUAAAGACAAAAACUUUCUCUGGGCCCUAAAUUAAGAACAUAGGAAGUUUGGGGAAUGCCAGAAAGAGUUCAGUGAGAACACUAUAUUAUUAAUUUCUCCUUAGCUGAUCUGUAGCAGCAGCUGCCCUUGGGAAGCCCAGCAUGUGUGACUGUCACUGGACCUUAACCCCGUUCCCCAACAGUGCAACCAGCCACCUUUGCUCUCAGGUUCUGAUGGACUUCUACCACCAAGGAAUCACUUGUUCUUUUUGGGAAAAAUAGAAUCAAACUUGUAAUUUUUUGCUCAGGCAGAACUUUCUGGCAUUUACUUUAGGGAGUUUUUGGUUUUGUUUUCUUUUUGGUCACAAAUGACCAAAAUUAAUCUGUGUCAAGAGCAGGAUCUCUGUAUGUUUACUUUGACUCAUUUGUAAUGCCUUAUUUUCUUUAUAUUUUUAUGCCUAGCAUUCCUGUUUCUAAGAAUAAGUGUUCAACCAUGCACAGCACAUUUGGAGGAGAUGCUCUUUUCUAUCUUUGAGGUCUGAAGUAUGAAUGGAAAUUAAGAUUUAAAAAAGACUUCAGGUGACUGUAACAGCAACUGUCUGUAUGUGAAUUACUGUGCUUAUCUCUAGCAUCCACAGCUCUGGGACAAUCCUACUGUCAAGGGGAAUAUGCUUAGCAGGAUAACCUGUGUAUUGAGCAACUCAACUGGAAUUUUGGUGUGCACUGUGAUUGACACUUCCACUUACAAGCAAUACAGCAGGGUGAAGAUUGUCCUUCUGCUUCCACAUGCCCUGGGCCAGCUGAAAAUCCACACAGACACAUGGGAGACUAAAAACAAAAAAAAAGGGAAACUCAUAGCUUGUCUGCUUCACUCUGUGAACAUACAAGGCUGAGAGGACAUUUACCACAAGUGUUUUAUGAGCAGUUGCUGCAGGAGAGGGGGGAAGCAGAAACUGGAAAUGUUGGCACCACUCCCUGCAAAACCAGCGGGCGUCUUGUAGGAGAGACUGAUGUAGAGUGGACAAGUACAACACAGUGGUUUGCUUGGGGAGGUAUCAGUGCUACUUCAUAUCUUCCUAUUCAGGAGAAAUAUUAGCUCUUCCAUGGAAAUUCUCUUUCAUGAUUUUUAUGUAAUGUUUGUGUCAAAUAUAAAGACAAGAAGUGUUUGAUAACUGGAAUAACGUAUGUCUGUUUGAUAGUGCUUUGUAUGAACAAAGGAUUCUUGUUCAUCAGAUGUUGGAUUGAAAUAAUCCAAAGCAAAACUUUUAAAAUAAAAUGCCAUUUUAGGUGAUCAAUCUUAAUAGUUUCUGAAGCUCUAACCUUUUAUGUUUUAUUUCCCUAGUUGGGAAUUGAGCAGUGUGCUUUAACCAUUGCUGAAUUUCUGCCUCUCUAAGGUAAUCCAAAGGCUCACAGUUUCUAACUUGUGAAUUUGUGUCUCAUGUCAAAGCAGUGGGACAUGAUCAGACUCUCUCACUUUAUCUGUACUGGAUAUUUUGUUGCAAUGAAAGUGAUUAAAUAAUUAGAGUGCACUGUGACAGCAGAAAAAAAAAAAAAAAAAAGAAGUUGUAUAUGUAUGUAUUUUGAUACCUGUUCAAAAAGAGUCUUUGGGUUUCCUGUGCUGAAUACCUCAUCUGUUGGGUUUGGGGAGUUUUUGUUGAUUUAUUUUUCUUUUAAGGCAAGAUUGUUCUUGCACAAAAGUAGGUUAAGAUAACCAAGUUCUCGUAAAUUUCUUUGCUUAAUCAAAACACUUCAGAAUUUGGCAAGAAAUUCCAUCUGUUCUGGUUCCCCACCUUGCACUUGGUACCGGGUGAGCAGGCACCUGGGCUAGAGCUCUAGCAAUAUUAAGACAAAAGCAGUUGUUGCAGAUGGAGUUUGCUGCCUUAUUUCUCUUCUUCUGUGUGUCAAAACCUCAAAUGCAGUUGAACAGUUGUGUAGCUUUGGGGAUUUGCUAAGCAUGUGAGAGAUGUUCUUCAACAGAAAUCAGUGUCUCCAGUUAGCACUUGGCAGCCUUUCCAUACACAUGCCUGAUAGACUGGGAUGCUCUGUCUCCUGGUGAAUACCUAGUGAGGGGACACUAGAGAGGAGAUGAUGCUCUCAGCAGGGCACAGUUUGCUAGUGAGGCAACAGUAAUGGUGGAAAAAUGCCCAUCAGGAGAAUUUGUCUGAUCAGCUGGGUGAGACAUUGAGCUGUCUGGCCCCUGUCCAGCCCAUGGGUGAGAUGGACUGAGGUUCAGCACAACCUGCAAGGUGACAACACAUUUACUCACUGUGCUAUGAACCACAAGCUGGGGAAACUGCUUUUCAAAAACCCAACAAACAGAAGCAUUUGGGUGCUCCCAUCACUAAUGAGCCUGUCCAGAACAGAAAAUGAGUUUGAUAAGCUGGGCAUGUAUUUAUUUUGAGAUUUUAAAUUUUCACCAAAACAAUGAGCCUUUUUGUGGUCUUAUCUGGCCUUGGCUGACACCCCACAAAUGCAGUUCUUGACAUAAAACUGUUUCUUUAGUGGACCAGUAGCACUAGGGCCCUCUCAGAAGGGAGGGAUUUUCUCUGGUGGGUGAAAGUUGUUCCGUGCAGGUCUGGGGAAACACCGGGCGCUUUACUGGUGCUCUGGACUUGAACUUUGGGAUUUGAGCUUACAUAUCACUUCCGUAGAUAAUCCUCUCUCUGGAUCAGCUUUCUGCUUGUCUCUCUGUGUGUCCAACAACCUGGUACUUGAAAAAAAUGAAUACUUGAUGCACUGCCUGGUGCCCUGGGGCUGGGAGCGCUCUGCCUCCGCUGGCCGCCCCGCCACAGGGCAGGGGAAUUCUUUUCCAGGCUUGGUUCUAGGACCCUAAUUUUGGUGGAUCUAGAGAUGCCAAAACAGCAGUUCAAGGCCUGGAAAACGUAAGGUUUGUUUUUGUGUUGGGAUUUGUUUGUUUGUUUUUUCCUGAUCUAUUUUGUGCUUCCUAUAAUGUAGUUUGAGACAGGAGAGUGUUGUUUUUCAACGAUGGGCCAAAAAGAGGUGAAGGUGGAGAGGGAGGGCAGCUCCCUACUGUACUAAUACUUGAUGUACCAAGCUUCAUACAGGGUAAAUACUUAGCAGUUUGCAACGGAAAUAAUAGAUGGACCCUUCCUUUUGAAGGCACUAUAGUAACCUUACUUCUGAAGUGGACUUCACCAGCCUUUCUCUCCAGGCAGAGUCCUGUUAUUUGAAUAAGCAAAGUCCAAUGGGGUUGGACUCGUGCAUGUGCCAAACUGCUGGAGCAAUAUUUGUGAGCAGCAGGUCCUUCAAAAGACCAGCUCUGUGUAGCCAAAAUUAGGGCAAUUCUUGAGAACCAUCUCUGAGGUGUUUCACAGGAUGGCAGCGACGUUGUGGUUCUGCUGUAACGUGGGGAAGUUUGGUGGCAAAGUCUAGAAAUCUUUGUUGUCUGUGUUGGUCUGAAACCUCAGUCCUGCAGUAGUGGGCUAGGGCUCGUGGGGUGCGUUGGGGUUUGGGGUUUUAUUCACAGCAGUUGUUUAAUGGUGGGAUGGAAUGUUCUUGCUAAAUUGGUUUCCAUUGUCUCAUGUCUUCUACACCGAUAUAUAUAUGGUGUAUAUAUUAAACUGUGUAAAAUUGUACUUUGUAUAUAUAACUCUGUACAAUAUGGAGGUACAUCCUUUUUUGUUUGGGUUUUUUUUUUUCUUUUUGGUACAGUAUUGUACAGUAUUAGGAAUGUACGUGUUGGAAAUGUUCAGUCCAUGCUGGGGCAAGAAAAAUGUAUCCGUUGUCAUUAGCAAUAGUUUUGGAGAAAUAAAUGUUUUGGGUAUGGUGGAAACGCUGACCUAUGGACACCAGUA
Messenger RNA from Apus apus (common swift), 9234 nucleotides. It is a transcript of the gene SRGAP2, whose product is annotated as SLIT-ROBO Rho GTPase activating protein 2. Gene Ontology annotation, cellular component: cytoplasm. NCBI's taxonomy places the organism in Eukaryota, Metazoa, Chordata, Aves, Apodiformes, Apodidae. The transcript has 24 exons. Gene Ontology annotation, molecular function: protein binding. Bases 411 to 3635 code for a protein of 1074 amino acids. Gene Ontology annotation, biological process: signal transduction; negative regulation of cell migration. The record is from RefSeq and is a predicted model, not a curated record.